Molecule: messenger RNA, 1615 nt
Organism: Pyrenophora tritici-repentis Pt-1C-BFP
Lineage: Eukaryota; Fungi; Ascomycota; Dothideomycetes; Pleosporales; Pleosporaceae
Cellular component (GO): oxoglutarate dehydrogenase complex; mitochondrion
Molecular function (GO): flavin adenine dinucleotide binding; dihydrolipoyl dehydrogenase (NADH) activity
Source: RefSeq, a predicted model, not a curated record
AUGUUCCGCUCACUGGCACCCCGCACCAUCAGGGCGACACGGCCUGUAACCCAAAGCACAUUCUGCGCCUCCAACAUCUACUUCCAGAACCGGUUACGACGAGGCUUUGCGUCGGAAGCUGAGGAGAAGGACCUUGUCAUCAUCGGUGGUGGCGUCGCGGGAUAUGUCGCAGCCAUCAAGGCAGGCCAGGCGGGCAUGAAGGUCACCUGUAUCGAGAAACGCGGAUCCCUUGGUGGAACCUGUCUAAACGUCGGCUGCAUUCCCUCAAAAUCGCUCCUUAACAACUCGCACCUUUACCACCAGAUUCUCCACGACACCAAGGGCCGCGGAAUCGAAGUCGGCGAUGUUAAACUCAACCUCCCCGCUAUGAUGAAAGCAAAGGACACCUCCGUUUCCGGGCUCACAAAGGGAAUUGAGUUCCUUUUCAAGAAGAACAAUGUUGAAUACAUCAAGGGCACUGGUGCGUUCCAGGACGAGCACACCAUUGCGGUUAACCUCGUUGAGGGUGGCGAGACCACUGUCCGUGGAAAGAACAUUCUCAUUGCCACUGGUUCGGAAGCCACACCUUUUCCCGGCUUGACUAUCGAUGAGCAGAAGGUUAUCACAAGCACCGGCGCCAUUGCGCUGCAGGAAGUGCCAAAAAAGAUGGUCGUCAUUGGUGGCGGUAUCAUUGGUCUCGAGAUGGCUUCCGUCUGGUCGCGUCUCGGCUCUGAAGUCACCGUUGUUGAGUUCUUGGGUCAAAUUGGUGGCCCCGGUAUGGACAAUGAAAUCGCAAAGCAGAGUCAGAAGAUCCUCCAAAAGCAAGGUUUGAAGUUCAAGCUUAACACUAAGGUCACCGCUGGUGAGGUUCAUGAUGCUGGCGUCAAGGUCAGCGUUGAAGCCGCAAAGGGUGGCAAGGAGGAGACUCUUGAUGCCGAUGUCAUUCUCGUUGCCAUUGGUCGUCGCCCAUACACUGCCGGUCUUGGUCUGGACAACAUCAGCCUCGAGACCGACGAGAGGGGCCGCCUGAUCAUCGACCAGGAAUACCGCACUAAGAUCCCCCACAUCCGCGCCAUCGGAGACUGCACCUUCGGACCUAUGCUUGCCCACAAGGCCGAAGAGGAGGCUGUCGCUGCCAUUGAGUACAUCCACAAGGGCCACGGCCACGUCAACUACGGCGCCAUUCCCUCGGUCAUGUACACUCACCCCGAGGUCGCUUGGGUAGGCCAGAACGAGCAGGAGCUCAAGGAGGCGGGUAUAAAGUACAAGACCGGAAACUUCCCCUUCUCCGCCAACUCAAGAGCCAAGACAAACCUCGAUAGCGAGGGCAUGGUCAAGUUCCUCGCAGAUGCGCAGACUGACCGGAUAUUGGGCAUCCACAUCAUUGGUGCCAAUGCUGGUGAGAUGAUUGCUGAGGGUACGCUCGCUCUGGAAUACGGUGCUAGCUCCGAAGAUGUUGCGAGAACGUGUCACGCUCACCCCACUCUCGCCGAGGCGUUCAAGGAGGCUGCCAUGGCCACCUACGACAAAGCUGUUCACUACUAGAUUCCCCAUUUUCGGUCCGGCUUUCCAUUUUGCAUCAGCGUAGUGGUGAAUAGUAUUCUGUAAAUUAUGUCUGAUGCGUCAUGCCUACAAA